CCAAUGUCCUUCGUUCAUUGAUGACAACGACUGUCUCAUCGUCAUCUCUUCUACUUCCGCCUUCCCUUGCCGCCAUGUCCCUCCUAGCCAACACCACAAACCCGGCACUCAACCCGGACCGGAAUCCAAUUCUCCGAUCCAUUCUCAAGAGGACCUUCUACGCCCAGUUCUGCGCCGGCGAAAAUGCGCCUGAAGUCCGGCAAACCAUCGAUUCGCUCAAGAAGAUCGGGUUCGCCGGAGUCAUCUUGGGCUACGCCAGGGAGGUUGUUCUUACAGACGCGCAGAGGAAGGACCUCGAGUCAUGCCGGUCUGGUGCCUCGGCGGAGGAGUGUGUGCGGACAGAGAUCACACCCUGGGCCAACGGGACCUUAGAGACGGUGCAACUCGCCUCACCCGGCGACUUUGUCGCCCUGAAGUUCACGGGUGCCGGUAGACAGGCUCUCCACGCCCUCUCCCAACGCCUGCCGCCCUCCGAGGCCUUGGAAUCCGCUAUCGACGGAAUCUGCCAACUGGCCGCGUCGCGCGGCGUGCGCCUCCUCUUCGACGCCGAGCAGCAGGCCCUCCAGCCGGGCAUUGACGACUGGUCGCUUGAGUACAUGCGCAAAUACAACAUGCCGGACCGCGCAGUUGUCUAUGGGACAUAUCAGGCGUAUUUGAAGUCGACACCCAGAACUCUUGCUCGUCACCUCGCGGGCGCCCGCGAGGGCGGGUUUGCGCUGGGCGUCAAGCUCGUCCGCGGCGCAUAUCUCGGUUCCGACCCGCGGCAUCUGAUUCACGACACCAAGGCCGACACGGACGUGUGUUAUGACGGUAUUGCGGAGGCCCUGCUGCGCCGGCAGUGGAAUUCCCAGCUCAAGCCGCUGAGCGAGGCAGAGGAAACAUCCGCGUUUCCCAACGUCAGCUUGGUCCUGGCCACGCACAACCGCGAGUCGGUGCUCAAGGCGCAGGCAAUCCUCUCCGAGACGGAAGCCGACAGGGAUGUCGCGUUUGCCCAGCUGCAGGGUAUGGCGGACGAAGUCAGCUGCGAGCUGGUUAUGAGCGGCCGUGAUGGGAAGACUCCCCGUGUCUACAAGUACCUUGUUUGGGGGUCGACGGGCGAGUGCAUGAAGUACCUUCUGCGGCGGGCGCACGAGAACCGGGAUGCGGUGCAACGGACUCGGGCCGGGCGGCAUGCCAUGCGGGCGGAACUAUUUCGGCGGGUUAAAAGCCUCUUUGAGGGGCUGGCAAAGUGA
Molecule: messenger RNA, 1232 nt
Organism: Parathielavia appendiculata
Lineage: Eukaryota; Fungi; Ascomycota; Sordariomycetes; Sordariales; Chaetomiaceae
Product: FAD-linked oxidoreductase
Exons: 1
Coding region: 21-1232 (403 amino acids)
Cellular component (GO): mitochondrion
Molecular function (GO): FAD binding; proline dehydrogenase activity
Source: RefSeq, a predicted model, not a curated record